Messenger RNA from Sorex araneus (European shrew), 924 nucleotides. RefSeq names its product triggering receptor expressed on myeloid cells like 1 (gene TREML1). The transcript has 6 exons. Gene Ontology annotation, molecular function: transmembrane signaling receptor activity. Lineage: Eukaryota; Metazoa; Chordata; Mammalia; Eulipotyphla; Soricidae. The record is from RefSeq and is a predicted model, not a curated record. Bases 1 to 924 code for a protein of 307 amino acids. Gene Ontology annotation, cellular component: plasma membrane.
AUGGCUCUGCACCUACUGGUCCUGCUGCUCCUGGGUUCCUCAGGCCGAGGCUGGGCUGACAGCCACCCUGAGGUGCUGCAGGUUCCUGCAGGGGGCUCCAUCCAGGUGCAGUGCCUCUAUGGCCUCCAGGAUACCAGGUCUCAGAAGGUGUGGUGCAGGUUCCUGCCUGAUGGCUGCCAGGCCCUGGGCUCCUCCGCAGUGGACCGCCGGGCCCCGAGGGGCGGCCGGACAUUCCUCACUGACCUGGGUGGUGGCCUACUCCAGGUAGAGAUGGUGACGCUGCAGAAGGAGGAUGCGGGGGAGUAUGGCUGUGUGGUGGAGGGGGCCACGGGGCCCCAGACUGUGCACAGGGUGACUCUGGACGUGUUACCCACAGAGGAGACGGGAAAGGAAGAGACCAUUAGGUCUGGCAGUCUGUCCCACGAUCCGUCCUCUAAGCCGAUGGGCAGCAUCGUCCCUGUGGAUGACAUCCCUCGCCAGGAUGACAAGACUGUCCCCUUGAUCUGGGGCACCGUACUGCUGCUGGGCCUCCUUGUAGUGGCGGUGGUGCUGUUUGUGGUAGUAGCCAGAAAGAGAGGGAACAGGCUUGGUGUCUGUGGUCAAUUCCAGAACAAUGGAAUUUCAAGGAAGGAGCUCCAUUCUACCGCUGACUCCGCCGUCGCAGGAGAUGGGUCCUCAGAUGUGCCAUAUGUUAGGCUUGAUUCACCACCUUCCUUUGACACUACCACCUACUCCAACCUGCCUCUUGGUCCUCUUUCAGGGAAGCCCCCAGCCUCAUCUUCAUCACCCCCUCUGCCUCCUAAGAGAUGCUCCCAGCCUGUGACAUAUGCUAUGGUUAUCUUCCCUAGAGGGGAGAAGGGUGGUGGGGCUCCCUGUGAGCCAGCAGCCCAGGACCCACCAAAUAGCCAGGGUGCACCCAGUUAA